This is a messenger RNA of Cheilinus undulatus (humphead wrasse), 3499 nucleotides long. RefSeq names its product DNA cross-link repair 1B (gene dclre1b). Gene Ontology annotation, biological process: double-strand break repair via nonhomologous end joining; protection from non-homologous end joining at telomere; interstrand cross-link repair. The transcript is spliced from 4 exons. Gene Ontology annotation, molecular function: damaged DNA binding; 5'-3' DNA exonuclease activity. The record is from RefSeq and is a predicted model, not a curated record. The coding region runs from base 420 to 2273 and encodes 617 amino acids. Lineage: Eukaryota; Metazoa; Chordata; Actinopteri; Labriformes; Labridae.
CAGGCGUUGCGUUGUGCUUUAAAUUGAAACCAGAAAUGGCGGGGAGAAUAUCGGUAAAUAGCAAUGUAACUAUGAAUAUGUUACUAAAGCACGCUGCUUUUGUUUACAGUGUUUUAUAACAGAAGAGUUUCAAUAUGUAAAAUAGUGACGUUACAGAGAAGAACGAGUGUUUAGCUACAAUGCUACGUGCAUAACAGCUAGCUUUACUCUUUUAUUUAUUUAUGGUGUCUAUUUCAAUGCUAGCUUCAACACAAGUGCAGUGCCUUUUUACCUGUGCCAUGUAGACUAAAAUAACCUAAACGCUUCAAAUUUUAAAGAGGCCUGCCUUUGAGUCGUCAAAUAAAACACAAAUUACAGCGGAAGAGUCAGUGAUUGUCUCGGACAGUGAACAAAUAUUAGUGCACCUGCAGCGCGUGGAGAUGUCUGUCAACGGUAAAGUCAUACCUCACACCCCGCUGGCCGUAGACUUCUGGCAGGUACGGAAGUGUAGGGGCACACGGUUGUUCUUCCUGUCCCACAUGCACAGCGACCACACGUCGGGGUUAACCUCCACCUGGAGCGACCGGCCCAUCUACUGCUCUCCAACUACAGCCACCCUGCUCAGACUCAAACUACAGGUGAAGGAUCAGUGGAUCCAUCCUUUAGAGUUGGGAGUACCACACUUGCUGCCACUGGAUGACAUCAGCAAAGAGAGACUGACAGUCACACUGCUAGAUGCCAACCACUGUCCAGGAGCUGUCAUGUUUCUCUUUGAAGGCUACUUUGGCUCCAUACUCUACACUGGUGACUUCAGAUAUAAACCCUCAAUGCUGCGUGAGCCAUGCCUGAGGACCAACACCACUAUCGAUGUCUUGUAUCUGGACAACACUAACUGUGACCCCAACCGCACCCUCCCUUCCAGACACCAAGCCACUCAACAGAUCAAAGAGAUCAUUCGUAGCCACCCCAACCAUAAUGUUGUCAUAGGCCUCUAUACCCUGGGUAAGGAGUCUCUGCUGGUAGAUCUUGCCAUGGAGUUCAAAACCUGGAUUGAAGUAAGCUUUGACAGGAUGGAGACCCUGAAAGCCUUGGAUCUACCAGAUGUCUUCACCACUGACACAGGAGCCGGUCGUAUCAGAGUUGUUGAGCAGUCAGCGAUCCGCUUGUCAUCUUUAAACCAGUGGAACAAAGAAUAUCCCACUCUGGCCAUCUUACCCACUAGCAGACCCAUCGUGUCAUUUCACCCAGAUGUUCACGUUGUGCCCUACUCCGACCACUCCUCAUACCAGGAGCUGGAGGACUUUGUCUCUGCACUCAAACCGACUUUCAUUGUACCCAUUACAAAUAACUAUGUACCUGAAAGCAUCUCUGCCUUACUGCCCAGCAAGAAGCGCCAUGAAAUCCUGGUGCCUGAGUCCGUCCAACAUUACAUGCUAAAGCAGCCAGAGAGCACGCUCAGCUCCUCAGCAUACACCAGCCUUUGUCGUAGACAUUUCCGACCUCUUGCUCCCAGAGGGGUGAUAUUUGAAUCUCCAGUAAGGGGAUCCAGGAAGCUGUGCCAAGAAUCCUGGGAGGCAGCGAGCCUGGGUCCGUCUGAGGACGAAAUGGACAUAGAAAGUAGUGAAAAGGAAUCCGACUGUAUCCUCAUCGACCUGAACAAAGAGUUCAAUUCAAAUAAAGACAGGGGAGGAGCAGGAGAUAUGUGGAGCCUUAACAUUGUUGAGACUCUGUCUGAGGAGAUGUCAGCAGAGUCUGUGCCCCUUAGUAAACUCUCAAAUAUGAACCUGGCUCCAGUGAAGUUCCCGACAAACAGAAAUCCUUGCUCUCAGACUGUCAGGACCACUAAAAAGCCUCCAGAAACAAAUGCCAAAAAGAUCAACGAGACUGUGUUCAAUGAAAACCACAACCAGCAUUGUAUCAGUGGUAAAAAUACGGAAGAUAACCACACAUUUUCAGACUGUGAUUGCAUGGAUCAGCACAGUGGACGAGGAAUCGAUCAAGAAGACAUCAUGUCAGAUAAUGAUGUGAAUCAGCACAAUGGGCGCAUAAGUGGCCAAACUCACUACGAAAUGCUACUGCAGAAAAGCCAGGACAGCAAUUCAUGCACGUCAUGGAGCUCUUUGAUCGAGGUGCAGCAGGAGUGCAUUGAGGAGCUUGAACGCAGUAUUUUGAAGGAUCUCCCCUUCACAGAGGAGGACUUUAAAGCAGAUGGCCUCCUGCAGAUAAGCUUUAUGCAGCGGUUUCCUCUUUCUCCUCUAUUCAAUGAAUCUGAGGAUGACAUGUCUGAUGCAUAAUGUGACAAGACUUAACAUUAAUGCCUUUUUAUUUAGGCCUUUUCUGUCUUUGUGUGUGUGUGUUUGUAAAGAUUAGCACUUUGAAGCUUGGGUAAUGAAAUAUUUUCCACUGGUACCUUCUUCAUUUUUAUUUUACUUGCUGUGCCUCUAUUUUGUUUUGAGUUAUAGAGGCAGACUUGUGAUCAAAAGCCAAGAGUUUGUCCUUUGAUUGAAGGGUAAUUGACAAACUUUGUUUCUCAUCUUUCAUCAUGCUAGCCUUUGUCUCCUGGAUGUGCAUGCCAGGUAGAUUCACUGUGAUAAAAAACAACUCACUUCUGUUAUUUUAAAUGGGGAAGGAUUGCAGAGCCUGAGGGGCCGAGGCAAAGUUUACAUUAUGUUCCAUUUUGACGAGAUAGAUGAGAAAACUAAGUACUAUUUUUAUUUUUGACUUUUUGCCUCUAGAGCAAACGUUUUUGAAACACUAGUCACUUUUUUUUUGUUCUUAAGCCUUUAGCAGCAAUAAAAAGAAACAAUAGAUUUGUCAGAACAAAAUCGUAAUUUGGUUAAAGUCUGAAUCCUAAGAUGUUUAAAGAAAAAAAUUUAAAGCAAACAUUUUUUUUUCCAUUCUAGGUCCACUUUUUUUUCCAAAAACUGAAAGUUAUUAUCAAAACAAAGUCAAACAUCCAGUGACUGUUUGAAUCAUAAGCCUAUCUGAUAUCUGAGAAGUACCAUGUUCAGUAAAAUAAAAGUGUUUGUUCAUUUAGACUCUUAAGAAGACUUGGAAGUGUUAUCUUUAUAAAUCUCACCAUGCUGUUAAUGUAACUGCUGUUUGUUAAAAGUACAUGAAUAAUUUUUAUGGCAGUGCACAUAUCUUUAAUAAUGUGCCUGUGCAUUACAAAGAUCAUCUGAAUCUGCCUGUGUUUCUACAACUCUGCCAACCCCUAUGAGAAGCUGCUACUUGUAGUUCUUAUACUUUGGUAUUUAGAUCCAUUGUAACUAGAAGAUUCCUUGUUUUAAAUGUUUCUGAUAAACCUACACUCAUUGUUGUGAAUACUACUCACUGUAUUUACCUUCACCUUUUGUAUCUAAACAGUGUUGUUUCUUGAAGAAAAAAGACUGGGCCUUCAGAGUGAAGUUGUCAGAAUUUUGAUAGUUGUUGAUUUUACGUUUUGCCUAUUGAUGACUGCUAUUUAGCAGCACAGCCAGGUUUCCCUCCAAAAAGAGCUACUUAUCUCGUCUCACCUGGU